Molecule: messenger RNA, 1266 nt
Organism: Penicillium taxi
Lineage: Eukaryota; Fungi; Ascomycota; Eurotiomycetes; Eurotiales; Aspergillaceae
Product: Aldolase-type TIM barrel
Exons: 5
Coding region: 1-1266 (421 amino acids)
Molecular function (GO): FMN binding; oxidoreductase activity
Source: RefSeq, a predicted model, not a curated record
AUGCCUUCGCCGUUAGCAGACUCAGUCAAGCUGCCCUGCGGCCUAGUCCUGCAAAACCGGUUAUCCAAGGCAGCAAUGGCCGAGCAAAUAGCCGUGAACAACGAUGCAGACGAAAAUCUCACCGCUGCAUACGAGUCAUGGGCCAAAGGCGGCUGGGGCAGCAUCAUAACAGGUAACGUCCAAGUAGACGUUAACCACAUGGGCGGCCCCAAAGACCCAGCCCUACAUGGCGAGUACACAGGCGAUACAACCAUCUUAGCGCAAUGGAAGAAAUACGCCGACACCUGCCAAAAGCACGGUACUCCGGCGAUUGUUCAGAUCAACCAUCCAGGUCGUCAGUCUAUACGGUUCGCUGGACGUCGCGGUCUCUUUGCGCCGACGUUGGCGCCUAGUGCCGUGCCUAUCUAUCUUGGUGACGGUCUAAUCGAACGAGCUAUUGCUACCCUUGCCUGGUCGAAUCCCGAGGAAAUGUCUUUGACUGAUAUCGACCGCGUCAUUCGUCAAUUUGUUGAUACUGCGCGCCUUAUGGCUGAUGCUGGGUUUUCGGGUGUGGAAUUUCAUGCUGCGCAUGGGUUCCUGAUGGUGCUGACGAGCUAUUUGGCAGAUCAAUUUUUGAGCAGCAAGACAAACCUACGAACAGACGCAUACGGCGGCACACCGGAAAAGCGAGUAAAAUUCAUCAUAGACAUCUUCCACCAAACACGCGCAGUAGUGCCCGCAACCUUCUGCAUAGGAAUCAAACUAAAUUCAGCAGACCACAGCUCAGAGACAUUUGAAGAAACAAUGUCGCAAAUCGCAAUCCUUGUCUCAGCUGGAAUCGACUUCCUAGAAAUCAGCGGCGGCUCAUACGAAGACCCGCAGAUGAUGGGCUACUCAGUCAAAGAGAAGUCCGCACGAACAGUAGCGCGCGAGGCUUUCUUCCUCGAAUUUGCGAAGGAGGUGCGCGAGCGUCAUCCUGGUCUUGUGCUUAUGUUGACUGGUGGAUUCCGGUCGCGAGCUGGUGCUGUGUCGGCUAUUCAGGAUGGUGCUUGUGAUCUUGUUGGUCUUGCGCGGCCUGCGGCUGUGAACCCUGGUUUCCCGCAUCUGUUGCUUGAUGAAAGCGUUCCUGAUGAGGAGGCGAGGCUGCCGUUGGGAUUGGUGCCUACUCCUUUCCUUGCGAAAUGGUUACCGAAAAAUUUGGUUGGUGCUGGUGUUGAGAGUGCUUUUUAUGCUGGGCAGAUUCAACGCAUGGCGAAGGGGUUGGACACUAAUGCACCCGGUGUCUAA